CAGCCGCGCAGUGUGCGUUACUGCUGGGGGUUGGGUUGCAGCACAAAUCAGUGGACCAGCUAGAAAAGGAAAUUGAGCUCCCAAGCUCGCAGCUCAUGGGCCUUUUCAACCGUCUGAUCCGGAAACUUGUGCAAGUCUUCACCAGCAUCCAAGAAAAAGCUAUUGAAGCAGAGAUGGCCACUACCAAGAUGUUUCCAUGGAGCCGACUGUUAAAAGCCUUAACGAUGAUCUGACUGAAGCUGCAAAGGAGUUUGAGGAAAGACACAAGCAGGAUGUUGAGAAAGUGAAGGAAAUGGACCUGGAGGAGUACAAGAUCCGUGGGGACGAUGAGGAAUGGGACCAGGUGUUGAAGAAAGCAGGAGGCACGGCUAUCGUCAGCAUCAAGAGUGAUAAGAAGAGGAAGUAUGAAGGGGGAAAUGCCAACCCACAAUGGGACUCCCAACAGGGGAAACUAAAAAAGAAGGAAAUGCAACAUGGGAAGUUCAAGAAGAACAAGGCCAACAUGGAAAGUUUGGAAAGAAAAUGGACUUGCUAA
This is a messenger RNA of Labrus bergylta (ballan wrasse), 535 nucleotides long. The record is from RefSeq and is a predicted model, not a curated record. Lineage: Eukaryota; Metazoa; Chordata; Actinopteri; Labriformes; Labridae.